AUGGCUCUUUGUUGGAUAACAGGACUUGUGACAGGCCUAGCAGCUCUCCAUUUCCUACAGAAGAAGUUUUUCCCUUACUUUUGGGUCGAUCUGAGAUACCUGUUGAAAGUAGUCCACUACGGACUUCUGAUUGAGAAGUAUAAAAAGACUGGUCAUGUGGUGACGGUUGUAGAUCGUUUUGUUCAGCAAGCUCAGCGGAUACCUGAUAAGACUUUUAUAAUAUUCCAUGGAGAUGCCUACACUUAUCGAGAAGUGGACAGGAGGAGCAAUCAGGUGUCCCACUGUUUCCUGAAGCAUUCGUCAUUGAAAAAGGGGGAUACGGUGGCUAUGCUUAUGAACAAUGAACCUGAUUUUCUGAAUGUGUGGUUUGGGUUGGCUAAACUUGGCUGUCUGGUGGCAUUUCUUAACUACAACAUUCGAUCCAGGUCCUUGCUGCAUUGCUUCCAUAGCUGUGGAGCCAAGAUGCUUAUUGUGGGAGCAGACAUGCUUGAUUCAUUGGAAGAGAUUCUACCAAGCUUGCAAGAAGACAACAUUACAGUUUGGGUGAUGGCUAGGGAAACUAGUCUCCCAGGGGUAAAUACUGUCCUAGACAAGCUGGAUUCCGUAACAGAUGAGCCUGUACCUGCACACCUGCGCUUCGUAGGCAGCACCAAUGCAACAACGCUUUAUAUCUUCACAUCAGGGACUACAGGUCUCCCAAAAGCAGCUGUUAUCAGCCAGCUUCAAGCUUUGCGGGGUGCUGCUGGAAUAUGGGCAUUCGGGGGAACGCCAGAUGAUACUGUAUAUGUCACACUACCACUCUACCAUAGUGCAGCCUCCCUCAUUGGGAUCGGUGGGUGCGUCUACCUUGGUGCAACAUGUGUACUGAGGAAGAAGUUUUCUGCAAGCCAGUUUUGGAUUGACUGCAAAAAGUACAAUGUUACCGUGUUCCAGUACAUUGGUGAACUGUGCCGCUACUUAUGUAAACAGCCUGUGAGAGAAGGUGAAAAAGAUCACAAGGUCCGCAUGGCUGUCGGCAAUGGUGUUCGCAGUGAUGUAUGGAAAGAAUUCAUUGCAAGGUUUGGUAACAUCAAGAUGUGUGAGCUGUACGGAGCCACUGAAGGGAACAUUUGUUUCAUGAACCAUACUGGAAAAAUUGGAUCUGUUGGGCGCAGUAAUUUCUUUUAUAAGCUUGCAUUUCCCUUUGAACUAAUAAAAUAUGACAUUCAGAAAGAUGAACCAAUAAAAAAUAAAUAUGGCUGGUGUGACAGAGUCAAGAAAGGUGAAACUGGUCUGCUCAUAUCUAAAGUGAAUCACGCCAACCCUUUUUUUGGUUAUGCUGGAAAUAAAAAACACACAACAAAAAAGUUAAUGUGUGACGUGUUCAAAAGAGGAGAUGUUUAUUUUAAUACCGGUGACUUGAUGAUGCAGGAUCAUGAUAAUUUUCUGUACUUCCGAGACAGAAUUGGAGAUACUUUCAGGUGGAAAGGAGAAAAUGUUGCGACCACUGAGGUCUCUGAUAUUAUUGGGAUGCUGGACUUCAUACAGGAAGCUAAUGUCUAUGGAGUGAAUGUUCCAGGGCAUGAAGGCAAAGUUGGCAUGGCAUCCAUUAUUCUAAAGCCUGGUCAGUCUUUAGAUUUAAAAAGCAUCUGUGAGCACUGUACAGCUUAUCUACCUGCAUAUGCUUUUCCACGAUUUCUAAGACUGCAGGAAAACAUGGAAGUAACUGGUACAUUUAAACAACAGAAGUUUCGUCUUGUGGAACAAGGAUUUGACCCAUCAGAAAUAUCAGAUCUACUCUAUUUCUUGGACGAUUCUAAAAAGUCAUAUGUGCCAAUGACCAAAGACAUUCAUGACAAAAUCACCAAUGGUCUGCUAAAACUCUAA
Molecule: messenger RNA, 1866 nt
Organism: Staurois parvus
Lineage: Eukaryota; Metazoa; Chordata; Amphibia; Anura; Ranidae
Source: the annotation of a GenBank genome assembly